This is a messenger RNA of [Candida] anglica, 2174 nucleotides long. NCBI's taxonomy places the organism in Eukaryota, Fungi, Ascomycota, Pichiomycetes, Serinales, Debaryomycetaceae. The record is from the annotation of a GenBank genome assembly.
CUUGUCUAUAUUGAGCUCGUGGUAAAUAUCGAUGGUUUAUCUCGAUUUUAUCACCACUAUUCUCAAACUCCAACACUAUGUUAUUUUCUUUUUUUCCCUCCCUUUCAAGAUUUUUGUUGUUUGUUGAUUUCGCGGUUAACUAGACACAAGGUGUAGUGUACGUUUAAUAAUCUAUCAAGAGUUUUGUUGAUAAGUAGAUGAACAAUGGACUCGAGUAACGACCCGGCGUACCUAAGAGUUAAACUCUUCCAAUCAUGUCAGAUCUUGUCGAAUUUGAAUCUAUACCAGGCUGCAAAAUGGUGUGCAGAAGCGUUGAAUGGGUUGGAUAUCUCACCUGAACAACGACUGGAACAAGUCCCCAUGGUUCAACCAAUGGAUAUACAAGAGCUAGUUGACCAGGAUAAAAUCUUGCUAGCCAAAACAUAUUUCAAUUGUAAGGAGUUUGACCGUGCUGCUUAUGUGUUAAAAGAUUGUAAAAGUGGGAGUGCAGUGUUUUUAAGAUUAUAUGCCUUGUUGAUUUCAGUUGAUAAGAGAGCUAUGGAGGAAACUGAUGGAUCUCUUAAAAUAGGUGGUGCAAGUCUUUUAAGAUCUGGUGCAAUGUCAAAUAGCAUGUCUGCCAAUAUAGGAGCGAAUGCCGCAACUUCAGGUACCGGUAAUGGGGCCGGCUCUGGCACUAAUGGAUCGAAUGCAAAUAAUCAUACAUACCUAGCUGGAGGAGCACCACACGAUUCAAAUAUGAUUCAUAAUUCAAACUCAAAUUCAGAUUCAAAUAUUACUUCUAAAUUAUCCAAAAUUCUCCAAGAGACUACUGCAUUCCAUAAUAAUACCUCCAAUAAACCAAACGCAUUUCUUUAUUAUCUUAAUGGAGUGGUAUACAAUAAAAAGAAAAAAUACUCCUUGGCACAAACAAACCUUUUCCAAUCCUUACGCUUGUUUCCAUACAACUGGUCUUGUUGGCAAGAACUCAUUGCUUCACUUUCCACCUACGAAGAGGCUGUGACGUUCAUCACCAAACUAAAGAAGGCUAAGACUUCCCUCUCUAAUAAUAUCAUGUUUCAAUUCUUUGAGGUGGUCAUAUUACAAGAAUUCUAUCAACAACUGGCAGUUUUAACCGAUAGUUUAGCUCAAUUGACUCAAAAGUUCCCCAAAUUCAAUUUCCUCAAUGUGCAACAAUUUCUUAUCGCAUACCAUGGGUUAGACUAUUUCCAAGCUGAAGCAAUCUUUGAUCUGAUUUUGAAAGAUGAUCCACUUCGUCUUGAUGACCUUGAUACUUAUUCAAAUAUGUUGUAUGUGAUGGAAAAGAAAUCCAAGUUAUCCUUCUUAGCACAAUUUCUGCUGCUGAUUGAUAAAUUUAGACCAGAAACUUGUUGUAUCAUAGCUAAUUAUCAUUCUAUGAAAUGCGAACACGAAAAGGCAAUCACAUAUUAUAAACGGGCUCUUACCCUCAACAAAAAUUGUUUAUCUGCAUGGACCUUGAUGGGACAUGAGUUUGUUGAAUUAAAGAAUUCACAUGCUGCUAUUGAGCUGUACAGACGAGCAGUUGAUACAAAUCCUAAAGAUUUCCGAGCAUGGUAUGGCCUUGGACAGGCCUAUGAAGUGUUAGACAUGCACAUGUAUGCCUUGUAUUACUACCAACGCGCUACUAACUUGCAACCUCUUGAUAAACGUAUGUGGCAAGCUAUUGGGAAUUGUUACGAGAAGAUUGAAAAAUUGGAAGAGGCUAUUAAAUCAUUUGAAAAGGCUUUGGCAAUCGAUAACUACAAUAAUAAUAAUGAAAUGGCAGAUGGAGAGGUUUUUGCAGAACCUUAUAUAUGCUACAAACUUGCUACGAUAUCCGAAAAGUUGGGACUAACAAAGGAUACUGUAAAGUAUAUGAAGAUGUGCCUUGAUCUGGAAAGAGAAUGGGGUAUUGGUGAUGAGACUUCUAAAGCAAGACUCUGGCUUGCCAGAAAUGCAUUGGAAAACCGACGGUUUGUAGAAGCCUACGGCUUGGCAAAAGAUUUGAACCAUAGUAAUGCUCAUGACAUCGAGGAAGCAAGAUCUAUUGCAAGAGAAGCAAGAAAUAGAAUGAAGUGAUCAAUUCACUCAAGAAUAGCCAACCUUUUUCAAUCUUUAAUUUACAUUAUCUUCAUAUCCUAUCAAUAUUUAUUAUGUACUAUGUAUUAAUUAUCCAG